UGCAGGACGCGUGGUUCCACGUGACUUCAACUCCUUUUAUACUCUUUCUUCUCUACACCUUCAUCAUCUUCUCCUUCUCCUUCCUCUUCUUUGUUGAUUGUUCAUUCAACCUCUGAAAUUCUUCUCAUCAAUCUUUCUAUAGUUUAAUCAUUUGUCGCUAUUUCUAUGGCACCUUUCGAACCGAACAUAGAUUCCACGAUGCGAGAAUCCAAUCACAAGAAGAGAAGGAAAAUCGGAGAGCAUCAAAAUUCGCUCGAUCUCAUAGCGUGGAGAUCCGAGGCGGAGCAGCAGAUCUACUCCUCCAGGCUCGUCGAAGCUCUCCGCAGGAAUCCUUCCCCUGCGGCGACAAAGCCUAGAGCCGCCGGUAAGGUCCGCGAGACCGCCGACCGAGUCCUCGCCGCGACGGCCAAGGGAAGAACGCGGUGGAGCCGCGCGAUUCUCGGCCGGUGGAAGAAACUGCAGAGGAAGCACAAGAAAGUGAAGAGAACCGCCACCGGAUUGAAGAGAGCCGGGAUUGGCGAAGAGAGGAGGAGACAGCGGUUACCGCCGGUGCAGAAGAAAGCGCGCGUUCUCAGCCGGUUGGUCCCCGGUUGCCAUAAGCUCUCGUUCCCGAACCUUCUCGAAGAAGCGACUGACUAUAUUUCCGCCUUGGAGAUGCAAGUUCGAGCCAUGACGGCUCUCGCCGAGCUACUUUCCGGUGGCGCGUCGACUGAACUCGCCGGUCACAUGUUGAGUUGACCCACCCGCUUUGUUUACAAACUUGGCUAUAUUGCGCCAGGUGUUUCUUAAUUUUUUUUAUUUUUUCUCUUUUUUUUUUUUAAUAUGGUUUUUAUUGGCCUUCAGAUUCAUGUAUUUUAUCGUGUACACUGUACAUGCCAUUCGCUUAUUCCUCCACUA
This is a messenger RNA of Gastrolobium bilobum, 897 nucleotides long. Its product is annotated as transcription factor bHLH149-like. NCBI's taxonomy places the organism in Eukaryota, Viridiplantae, Streptophyta, Magnoliopsida, Fabales, Fabaceae. The coding region runs from base 166 to 738 and encodes 190 amino acids. The record is from RefSeq and is a predicted model, not a curated record. Gene Ontology annotation, biological process: regulation of DNA-templated transcription. The transcript has a single exon. Gene Ontology annotation, molecular function: protein dimerization activity.